Messenger RNA from Epinephelus moara (kelp grouper), 2176 nucleotides. It is a transcript of the gene tfcp2l1, whose product is annotated as transcription factor CP2-like 1. The transcript has 15 exons. The record is from RefSeq and is a predicted model, not a curated record. The coding region runs from base 119 to 1543 and encodes 474 amino acids. Gene Ontology annotation, molecular function: RNA polymerase II cis-regulatory region sequence-specific DNA binding; DNA-binding transcription activator activity, RNA polymerase II-specific. Gene Ontology annotation, cellular component: nucleus. NCBI's taxonomy places the organism in Eukaryota, Metazoa, Chordata, Actinopteri, Perciformes, Serranidae. Gene Ontology annotation, biological process: regulation of transcription by RNA polymerase II.
UGGCUCCAAACCUCUCUGAGCUGAAACCUGAGGAAGCCAGCAGGCGCACAGCUAGCACCGUCUCUCUACACGUCCUCCCCGUGGUCCUGGGAUACAAGAAGACACCGCACUGGAAAAUAUGCUUUUCUGCCACUCCCAGCCUGAGUCCUACCACCAGCACUCUGCUAGUUAUAUUAGAGAGGCUUUGGCACCUUUCUUAAAAAACGAAGAAGCAAGGCUUAUGGCAGAAAAUGAUGCCAAGAGGACCCCAUUCCAGUACAUUCUGUGUGCAGCCACCUCGCCGGCUGUGAAACAGCAGGAGGAGAGUCUCACUUAUCUCAACCAAGGUCAGUCCUACGAAAUCCGUAUGCUUAACAGAAAACUAGUGGAGUAUACAGAUAUAAGCAGCAAAUGUGUUAAGAGCAUUGUGCGAGUGGUGUUUCAUGACCGUCGGCUGCAGUAUAUGGAGCACCAGCAGAUGGAGGGAUGGAGGUGGAACAGACCUGGAGACCGAAUACUGGAUAUAGAUAUCCCGCUGUCAGUGGGGAUACUGGAGCCCCGUUCCCACCAUUUGCAUCUCAACACUAUUGAGUUUCUUUGGGAUCCUGUCAAGAAUGCUUCUGUUUUCAUCCAGGUCAACUGCAUCAGCACUGAGUUUACCCCCAGAAAGCACGGUGGGGAGAAAGGAGUUCCCUUUCGUAUUCAGAUAGACACUUUCACCACCAAUGGACACGGGGAGUACAUGGAGCAUGUCCAUUCUUCCAGCUGCCAGGUCAAAGUCUUCAAGCCUAAAGGAGCUGAUCGCAAACUGAAGACAGACAGGGAAAAGAUUGAUAAAAAGGCCCUGCAAGACAGAGAGAAGUAUCAAGUGUCCCAUGAGAAUACCCUGCUAAAAGAGUGUUCCCCUUGGCCUGAUGCCCUGAAUCUCACCAACCACAGCAGCAGCAGCAGUAGCAGCAUUCCAUCACCAGUUUACCACAGCCCACCAACUUCCUGUAGUUUCACAGAUGGCAACUGUUCUCCAAACCAGCAAGGGGAGCUGCUCAUACCCGGCUGCUCUGAUCACCUUCUGCCAUCGUCCACGCCACAGGACACUCAGCAGUGGCUGCACCGACACAGGUUCUCACCUUUCUCAAGGCUCUUCUGCAGCUUCUCAGGUGCUGAUCUGUUGAGGAUGAGCAGGGAGGAUCUGAUCCAGAUCUGCGGUCCAGCAGAUGGUAUUCGACUUUUUAACACAAUGAAAGGAAGGUGUGUACAGCCGCGUCUUACCAUCUAUGUGUGUCAGCAGCAGGCCAGACAUCAACCUCUCAUCAAGCCAGGGGGUGGAGACAUUUACCAUGCUCUGUACCUGGAGGAGCUGACACUGUUGGACCUCUCUGAGAAGAUCGCUCUGCUCUACAGCAUCAGUCCACAGCAAAUUACACACAUCUACAGACAAAAACCCACAGGGAUCCACAUCUUAGUCUCUGAUGAGAUGGUGCAGAACUUUGGGGAGGAAACAAGUUUCAUCCUCAGCACUAUAAGAGACGAAAACACAGAUGGCUACCACGUUGUGUUGAAAUGAUCAGCCGGUACUCAGGAGGUUCAGUGUUUCCUCUGAGAAUCAGUGGCAUAGUACACCUUGUAUAUAAGUCCUCCUAGAUUACAAUAUGUAACCAAGAUUUACAGUACAGUAAAAGGCUGUUAAACUUUCAGUUUACUGUUGAGUUUGUGGUCCUGUUUAGUUUUCUUUAAUUUUCCUGUUUUAUUUGUAUUGUUGUGAAGUUACUGAUUCAUACUUGAUAUACCUUGUAAUUACAGGUUAACACUGCUUUAUUACUCCUGCAUAUGUGUGUGUACAUCUUUGGCUUAAACACCUGUUAAUGCAAGUAAAUGACUUAUAAUCAUAAAGCAGAAUAAUGCCAUUCAUCAUCAUGCUGUCAAAUAGAAAACACAAAUGAACAAAACUGUUGUUUUAAUGUAAUGCAAUGCCCCUACUUGUUCCAAACAUGAAGUGCUGUCAUGUAGUCUGUUGAAUAUGCUAUACAAUCCAUAUUCUUGACGAGUUUUAAUUUGAAAUUUGGUAAAAGUGAGGUGUGUGCACAUAGGCUACUGUAUGUUUAAACAGAGACUCUGUGUUGCAGUUUGGAGGAUGAUUUUGACUGUCAUGGCUCUAUGACAAGUGUAGUUCACUCAAAAUAAAGUAUUUUGCACUAUU